This is a messenger RNA of Colletotrichum paranaense, 480 nucleotides long. RefSeq lists its product as uncharacterized. The record is from RefSeq and is a predicted model, not a curated record. The transcript has 2 exons. NCBI's taxonomy places the organism in Eukaryota, Fungi, Ascomycota, Sordariomycetes, Glomerellales, Glomerellaceae. Bases 1 to 480 code for a protein of 159 amino acids.
AUGUUGUCCUCAAUAAUCCUCAACCUGGCAUCUUUGGGUCUUCUGUCCUGCUUGGGUACUGCCGCUGCAGCCUUGCAAUCAGGAGUUUUGUUCCAAGCCAACAUUACCACUGGACAACAAACAUCUUUCGGUCCUGGUCCUAAGGGUACCAGACUUUCUAUACCAAUUCUUGGGGGCACACUUACGGGAUCCAAGCUUUCAGGCGAGGUGCUGAGCAUAGGCGCAGACUGGGGCCUCAUUGACUCGAAGGGCACGUUCAACGUCGACGCCUACUAUCAAAUUCGCACCAACGAUGGCGUCGACAUUUUUGCCCACUCCCAGGGCCCUAGCCAGCCGGAUGGACGCAUUUUGACGCACAUCACACUAGAGACUGGUAAUGACGAGUACUACUGGGUGAACAAUAUCGCAAUUGCUGGAAUUACGACGGUUGGUAAUGAUUUCAUCGUCAUAGAGGCGUACCAGCUCACCCCGGAUGCCUGA